GAAGAGGUGGCGGGAAGGGCUCUGGUGAAGUGCUCUCAGGGGCUUCUCGCCUUCGAGAGCCCGCAGUCACCUGCGAAAGGCGCAGCAGGACCUUGAGCUUUAAGGUACAUCCCGAGGUCGGCCGAGGGAGCAAGAGGCCUUCGUUCACCAUAGCAGGCUUUGCCUUCCUCCUCUCCCUCCUCCCCGCACCAAAUCUCUCAGGGAGAAAAGUUGUCCAGUGACUGUCUAAACAUGGAGCCCCAGUGCCGAAGAGUGAGAAGCAAACGCUGCUCCUAAGGGCUGCGGGUGCUGCCACUGUGGAGCAAGGCUCUGUCAGCCUCACCUCCCUGGACACAGAGAUACGGGUAUGGUGGAUGGGUACAGCUGGAUCAUCACUGCAAGGGACAGGCAAAGAUGAUGAAGGAUGGAAAGGUUUUUAGAAUUAUUCAAGAGAACUGUUGGGAUCCAGAAGUACGGAUUAAAGAGAUGAACGUAUCAGGAGUCACAGUCCAAGUCCUUUCCACAGUCCCUGUCAUGUUCAGCUACUGGGCCAAACCUCAGGAUACUUUAGAUCUAGCCCAGAUAUUAAAUAAUGACUUAGCUGCUACAGUAAAAAAAUACCCCAAGAGGUUUAUCGGCUUGGGUACAUUACCUUUGCAAGCUCCAGACCUGGCUGUGAAGGAAAUGCAUCGCUGUGUGAAUGAACUUGGAUUUCCUGGAGUACAAAUAGGAUCUCAUGUCAAUGAAUGGGACCUGAAUGCACCAGAACUCUAUGAUAUUUAUGCUGCUGCUGAACAAUUAAACUGCUGUCUCUUUGUGCAUCCCUGGGACAUGCAGAUAGACGGAAGGAUGUCCAAAUAUUGGUUUCCCUGGCUAAUAGGCAUGCCCACGGAAACAACCAUAGCCAUUUGCUCCAUGCUUAUGGGAGGAAUUCUUGAAAAAUUUCCUAAGCUGAAAGUUUGCUUUGCACACGGAGGUGGAGCUUUUCCAUACACAGUGGGGCGAAUCUCCCACGGAUUCAAUAUGCGCCCUGAUUUGUGUGCACUUGAUAAUAAGGUGGAUCCAAGAAAAUACCUUGGUUCAUUUUACACAGACUCCCUUGUCCAUGACCAUGGUGCACUAAGGCUGCUGACAAGUGUAAUUGGAGAGGACAAAGUUAUUCUGGGGACAGAUUACCCUUUUCCACUUGGCGAGCUGGAACCUGGAAAAUUGAUUGAUUCAAUGGAAGAUUUUGACAAUAAACAGAAGGAUAAACUCAAGGCUGGAAAUGCUCUGGAAUUUCUGGGUCUUAGCAGAAAACAAUUUGAAUGAUUAUAAAGAUAUUAAAGAGACCAAACUUCGGAAAUAAUGCUGAAUCCUCUCAUUUGCAUGUGCAACUAUACAGGUGAAAAACAAAUUUGACAAGUACAUUACAGCCUAAACCAAAUCCAGAACAAAAACAAGUGUCCUGGAAAUGAGUAUCCUCUGUGUGUUUGAGGAUUUAGGUCAUGUUUUAAACAAUUCUGAAAUUCUAGGUUUCAUGGAAAAAGAAAGAUUUCCUCUUUUGCAGUUGUAAUAAAAAUCUCUGAAAGAUAAUCAGUGUUGUGGUAUUAGGACUUGAUUCCCAGGAGAAAGAACAGAGAAAAUUAUGACUUGCAUCCAUUACAUUUCAGUUUUGUUAUGCCCAAUAAACAGAAUUUAAAAGAAUCUCAAACCAGAGGUUUUGUUGGAGCCCAGUAAAAUAAGACAUUUGCCUUUACUCACAGAAUGAGGUGGCAGUAUACACACUGCAGCUCAGCACUCCAAGCACACGCACCAACACUUCAGAAAUGUUGUGAUAGGAUGAAAAAGGUCUGUGUGUGGACUUGUACUUUGCAGCUGCCACCUACACCACUGGCAACUUCACUCAUCUGACGCAAUUUGAUCAAUGCAGUUGUAGGUGUACUAAUAAUGUAUUUGUGUGGGUAAUACGUUGUGCAUCGCUUUCAAAAUAAAUACUAGUAUUUAGCAACA
Pezoporus flaviventris is the source of this 1971-nucleotide messenger RNA. It is a transcript of the gene ACMSD, whose product is annotated as aminocarboxymuconate semialdehyde decarboxylase. The record is from RefSeq and is a predicted model, not a curated record. Gene Ontology annotation, molecular function: hydrolase activity; carboxy-lyase activity. The transcript is spliced from 10 exons. Gene Ontology annotation, cellular component: cytoplasm; cytosol. The coding region runs from base 394 to 1290 and encodes 298 amino acids. NCBI's taxonomy places the organism in Eukaryota, Metazoa, Chordata, Aves, Psittaciformes, Psittacidae. Gene Ontology annotation, biological process: secondary metabolic process.